This is a messenger RNA of Eutrema salsugineum, 974 nucleotides long. RefSeq names its product RHOMBOID-like protein 5. Gene Ontology annotation, cellular component: membrane. The transcript has 5 exons. The coding region runs from base 31 to 969 and encodes 312 amino acids. Gene Ontology annotation, molecular function: serine-type endopeptidase activity. Gene Ontology annotation, biological process: proteolysis. The record is from RefSeq and is a predicted model, not a curated record. Lineage: Eukaryota; Viridiplantae; Streptophyta; Magnoliopsida; Brassicales; Brassicaceae.
GCCAAACGCGCGUUAUACUCUUUUCCAGAAAUGGGGAAGAGACCGCCGAUUCCACCGGACAUCGAAAACGCACCACCAUUACCACCACCACCAUCGCGACCGCAGUUUCGCCCUCCCGUUCCCGUGCCAUGGUACGCAUGGCUCGUGCCUCUCAUUUUGGCAGCUAACUUCAUCAUAUUCGCCACCACAAUGUACGUGAACGAUUGUCCCGCGAGAUCAGACGAGUGUCUCUUGUUUGAUGUUCUUGGAAGGCUUUCGUUUCAACCGCUUAAGGAGAAUAUGCUUCUCGGUCCUUCCAUUCCCACGCUGAGGAAACUCGGAGCUCUCGAAAGGAGACUUGUGCAGGAAGGUGAGAAAUGGCGUCUCAUCUCUUGCAUAUGGCUUCACGGUGGGCUUCUUCACUUGAUGGCUAACAUGAUCAGCCUCCUCUGUAUCGGAAUGCGUCUUGAACAAGAAUUCGGAUUCUUGAGAAUCGGAGCUUUGUAUGUGAUCUCCGGGCUCGGUGGAAGCCUGAUGUCUUGCUUGACAGAUUCCCAAGGAGAACGUGUAUCAGUAGGAGCAUCGGGGGCUUUGUUUGGGUUACUCGGUGCAAUGCUCUCAGAGCUAAUCACAAACUGGACAAUCUAUGAAAACAAGUGUACCGCACUUAUGACAUUAAUCUUGAUCAUUGCACUGAACCUAAGCGUCGGUUUCUUACCGCGUGUGGAUAAUUCUGCUCAUUGUGGAGGAUUCUUAGCCGGUUUUUUCCUCGGCUUUGUCCUUCUUCUCCGUCCGCAGUACGGAUACGUGAACCCAAAGUACAUUCCUCCUGGUUAUGACAUGAAACACAAGAAACCAAAACACAAGUGUUAUCAACACAUCUUCAGGUUUACAUCCCUAGUCAUCCUUCUUGCAGGAUUCAUUGCGGGAUAUACUAAGCUUCUCAGAGAACAUACCGUAAAGAGCGUGCCAUUCAGAGAUUUCAAUUAGCAGCA